GAGGAUGUAGUUCCGCAAUAACUGUUUAUUUUGCUAGCGGGCAAUGACAAGUCUCAGGGAAAUGCUAGCCUGUUAGCAAGAAGUUGAUAACUUCCAUGUAGUUUAUCUUAAAUAGAUAGCAAAACAUAUCGCCCCAGUUUAUGACUUUUAUAAUUUAGGGAACUACGGUUUUAAUUCCAGGUUGUGGCGAUGACUCGUGAUCUUACGCUUGGCGAUGAACUGCCCCACUGGGUGGGAGCAAAAGAGUUCCACCAGAAGUACGAGUCCAAGGAGGUCAUAGGCAGGGGUGUAAGCAGCGUCGUCCGUAGGUGUGUAAACAAGCACACAGGACAAGAAUUCGCAGUGAAGAUCAUUGAGAUCACGGCAGAGAAGAUGACUGCUCAGCAGUUGGAGGAGGUGAAGAGUUCAACACUGAAAGAGAUCCAUGUUCUUAAUGUGCUGAAAGGGCACCCAUCCAUCAUCACACUUAUUGAUUCCUAUGAAUCUGCAACAUUCAUCUUUUUGGUAUUUGACCUCAUGAGAAGAGGAGAGCUGUUUGACUACUUAACAGAAAAGGUCACUCUGAGUGAAAAAGAGACCAGGAGUAUGAUACGUGCUCUUCUGGAGGCAGUCCAGUAUCUUCAUUCCCUUAAUAUCAUACACCGAGACCUCAAGCCUGAAAAUAUCCUUCUGGAUGACCAGGGUAACAUUAAACUCUCUGACUUUGGCUUUUCAGUGCAGCUGCAACCUGCAGAAAAGCUGAGAGAACUGUGUGGUACUCCGGGUUAUCUUGCCCCCGAGAUUCUGAAAUGUUCAAUGGACGAAACACAUGAAGGAUACGGAAAAGAGGUUGACUUGUGGGCUUGUGGUGUGAUUCUGUUCACUCUUCUUGCUGGGUCUCCACCCUUCUGGCACCGUAAACAGAUGCUGAUGCUAAGAAUGAUCAUGGAGGGUCGGUAUCAAUUCAGCUCUCCAGAGUGGGAUGACCGGUCUGAUACUGUCAAGGACCUGAUCUCUAGGCUUUUAGUGCUGGAUCCCUCGGUUCGUCUGACGGCUGAACAAGCCUUAACUCAUCCGUUCUUCCUUCAGUACCAAAAGGAAGAUGUACGACUCUUCAGCCCCAGAAAGACAUUCAGGGUGUUAAUCUUGACGGUCUUGUCCUGCAUUCGUAUGUACUGCCACUAUAACCGGUCCAGACCUCUGACACGAGAGCACCUAAUGAGGGACCCUUACUCUUUACGAGUUGUGCGCAAACUCAUCGAUGGCUGUGCUUUCCGCAUAUAUGGGCACUGGGUCAAGAAAGGAGAACAACAGAACCGAGCUGCUCUUUUUCAAAACACCACUAAAAUUGUUUUACUCGGUCUUGAGGACCUUGAGAACUAAAUGUAAUUUUAUUCUCUAUUUUUAAUCUGUUCAUUUAAGAGUUACUAAUAGUAUUUUUAUUUUUUAAAUGAUACAGUUCAGGGAACACGGAUAUUACCAGUCACACACAAAAAAAAACACAAUAAGAACUAUUUAUUCAUGAUUAAUCAGAAAUCAUACUUUUUUUUUCAUUGUUGUACUUUAUUUUAUUUUUUUCAUUUUUAAUCAUAAAACUUUCACAUAUCAGUUCAGUUUUAUCACUUUAGCUGUCUUUGAAUUUGACCAUUUGAAUGAGUGGACAGUAUAAAAAGUGUGUUUGAUUGAUUGUUACAUAUACAUUACAUAUAUUUCAUUUUUUUUCACCAUCAUUUUAUCACAGAGUAC
Molecule: messenger RNA, 1725 nt
Organism: Hemibagrus wyckioides
Lineage: Eukaryota; Metazoa; Chordata; Actinopteri; Siluriformes; Bagridae
Gene: phkg2
Product: phosphorylase kinase, gamma 2 (testis)
Exons: 10
Coding region: 190-1362 (390 amino acids)
Biological process (GO): protein phosphorylation; glycogen biosynthetic process
Cellular component (GO): phosphorylase kinase complex
Molecular function (GO): phosphorylase kinase activity; ATP binding; calmodulin binding
Source: RefSeq, a predicted model, not a curated record